CAAAGUGAUCAGAAACCGGAAGAUUUUCAGUUAAGGGAUAUAAUGCAGGGCAUUGCAAGUAUUCAGACUACUUUGGCGAAUUUUAUGUUACGGCUCGAUGGACAAGGUCGACACUUAGAUGAAAUUACGAAAGAAAUCAGAGCAAAAAAUGGCAUUCAAGAAAGACUUGAAACUGUUCAAGAGCAGGCUAAUGACACAAUAUACCUUGUGACAGAACUACAGGAUAACCAGAAAAAAAUGGAACGUGAAAUGAACAGACUCAAGGAUUAUGUAGUUCGUCUUGAAUACCGUGUAAAUUCACAAAGUAACCAAAUAGUUGAUCUCAAGGCAAGGUCAAUGGAGAAUAACAUCAUUGUUAGUGGUCUGCAGGAAAAAGGCCCCGAGAGGAAGACACCAGAGAACCUUGCGCAAAUUCUAAGAAAUGUAUUCAUAUCAGAGAUGAACAUGGGGGAGACAGCAGUUGAUGAAUUACAAAUACAGAAACUCUUCCGAAUGGGAGAAUACGAUGCUCAACGAAAAUUUCCGAGACCAGUUUGUGUGCAAUUUGCCGAUAAAGCACAAAAAGACCUUGUUAUGAAACACAUAAAAGUUCUAAAAGAAAAAAAAUCGGACAUAAGAAUUGCCCAACAACAACCAGAGGAGAUACGGGAACGACGAAAACAGCUGUAUGAAGUUCAAAGAAAAUAUGCAGAACGAAAUAUCGAGACGAAAAUGAAGGGGGACAGGCUUAUCUUUACCCAGAGUAAUUCAAUCUACAGAGAGAAAGUAGGAUCUCUUCCAACGGCAGAUGAGGUGAUUUCCAGCGACGUAGUCAAGAUUACCGUUAACCCUGGAAAGUCAAUUGAGGACAACGGAAACCGGUUUAUGGCGCAUUCCACCCAAGUCGAUUCCUAUAAACAGAUUAAACGAUCAUUAGUGGAAAUCAUGCGUAUCGAAACCGUACCCAGCGCAAGCCAUAACGUUUAUGCUUAUCGCUUCACAAGCAGUGAUGGGAUAAUCCAUGAAGGAUCAAAUGAUGACGGGGAACAUGGUGCGGGAAGGUUACUUUUAAAAAUGCUAGCCGAAAACGAAGUUAACAACGUACUGGUGGUUGUCUCUCGAUGGCAUGGAAACAAUAUUGGACCUCGUCGAUUUUCCCAUAUCAAAGAAGCAGGUCUUAGUGCCGUAAAAAAUUUACCAACUUCAGUUUAA
Molecule: messenger RNA, 1191 nt
Organism: Saccostrea cuccullata (small rock oyster)
Lineage: Eukaryota; Metazoa; Mollusca; Bivalvia; Ostreida; Ostreidae
Product: protein IMPACT homolog
Exons: 1
Coding region: 43-1191 (382 amino acids)
Biological process (GO): regulation of translational initiation
Cellular component (GO): cytoplasm
Source: RefSeq, a predicted model, not a curated record